CCCCAUUCAUUUCCUGAGAACUGCGAGAGCUCAGCAGCUGAGCGACAGAAGGGGAGGGAGCUGUGCACACACACACAGAGAGAGAGAGAGAGAGAGAGAGAGAGAGAGAGAGAGAGAGAGAGAGAGAGAGAGAGAGAGAGGGGGGGAGCGAGAGAUAGGACUGGAGAAGAGAACUGUUUCCUACGGCUCUGCAGCUUCUGACAAGACGGCCCGAGAACAGGAUGUUAAUGCUUGAUGGAAUGCCUGCAGUCCGAGUCAAAGCCGAGCCCCUGGAAUCGGAACAAGGGUCCCCCAAAGUACACCACUACCCCACGAUGGACGCUGUCCCCCUCCUCCUGAGCAAAGUGAAAUCUGAACCUCCUGAGGACCUGCUCUCCCAUGACCCCCAUUUCCAGACGCAGACCGAGCCUGUCGACCUGUCAAUCAACAAACCACGCCCCUCCCCCCCAUCAAUCACCUCCACUGCUUCUCCUGUCACUUCCGCUUUCUCUCCGUCCUCCAUUUCUUCUUUAUCAUCAUCAUCCUCCUCUCCGUCUGUCAUCACAUCUGCCUCAUCUGUGCUCACACCUGGGCCCCUGGUGGCCCCAGGAGCCGGUGUCCAGGGUCAUCAUCAUCAUCAUCAGCAGCAGUUUUUGCACAUCCUGCACCCUGUGCCUCCGCCACCCUCCAGCCCCUUGAACCUGGGAGGGGUACAGGGCAUAGGAGGAGGAGUAGGGGGAAAGAUGGAGGCCCACCACCUGCAUCGUAUCCCUGUAGUGGUACAGUCAUUGCCCCUCAUGUACACCACAGCCGUGCGCUCGCCCUCCAGCCUCCACAACAAUGCCAUCAUGCUACCUCUGCUGGACAAUCAUAAGAGCCACCAUAGCAAAGCAUACACAGACCACAACAGCUUGUCGCCGCGGCACAUCAAGAGUGACAGUGACGAUGAUGACCUGCCCAAUGUCACCCUGGACAGUGUGAUCGAGACCGGAUCUACCGCUCUGUCUAUAGCACGUGCCGUACAGGAUUCCAUGUCACCAUUCAGUAUUGAGAGCAUACGGCGCCCCCAGAGGUCAGAGUCGCCAGACUCCAAGAAGAGACGCAUCCACAGGUGUGACUUUGAGGGCUGCAAUAAGGUCUACACCAAGAGCUCCCAUCUAAAAGCACACCGGAGGACGCACACAGGUGAGAAGCCAUACAAAUGCACCUGGGAUGGCUGCACGUGGAAGUUCGCCCGCUCUGAUGAGCUGACUCGCCACUACCGGAAACACACAGGCAUCAAGCCCUUCAAGUGUGCAGACUGUGACCGCAGCUUCUCCCGUUCGGACCACCUGGCCCUGCACCGACGGAGACACAUGCUGGUGUGAGACAGUUUCAGGGUGAUGAUGUCAUCAGAUGAGGCAGAAACACACAUUUACACACACACACACACACACACAUCGCCGCAGGGGGGAGCGGGGUCUCUCCCUCAAUGUGGUUCAGCUGGACUGGACACACACUGUUGUCUGUCCGUGAGGCAGUGGGAAGAGAGGAGCGAAAAACACAGAAUGGUGUCUGUCUGUUCACAGAGCAAAAAAAAACAGGGUCGGUUCUGGAUCCUCACUGACUGAGGAGGGUUGGAACCGGAGAAGGCUCUUUUGUUGUCAUUUUGGAGUUUGGAGUUUUUACGACAAUCUGUCUUUUUUCCUAGCACUGUUCUUAAAUGGUUUCACUUCUGAGUUUUUUUGGAGGGAUGUUCUUCGUUCAUUUGGAAGGAAUUUGGUGUCUUUGUUUUGGUUAUAUUGUUCAAAAUGGCUGCUUUUCUAGCGUCUAUAAUGUGAAAGAACUCUAUGGAUUGGAUGGCUGGAUGAAUGGAUGGAAGGGCUGUAUGCAUGUGUUUUGAAGCAUAGGGCCUUAGAUUGGACAAUGGAAUAAAAAGACACAGAUUCCAAUUUGCCUAUGGAAAGUAUUGUUGCACAGUUCCCGCCGUAUAGCAGCUUCCUGCAUCUCUGUGUUUCAGGACAACCCGUCACCAGAGGGUGCCAUCCACACAUAGGUUGUAUCUAUAAAAACUAUUUUGAGUGUUCUAGAAUCAGUAUUGUAGAAUAAAUUCUAGUACCAGUGUUCUAGAUUAAGAAGCAUCCGGAGCAUCUCAAUGGACCAGUGAUAUAGAUGCAGAGUUGUUUUUGCUAUUUGUUUUGUUUUUCAUUCAAUGGAUCUUGUUAACACACGAGAUCGACCCAACCACAUUGAGGCUCAUCACCUUGAGCCUCUUCUGAACUUUUUCUUUAAAAAACUUUUUUGGUGCAUUUUGUGCAGUGAUUAGCAAUCAGUAAAGUGCAAUCUCAUUGGGUAAAUAUAGUUUUAAUAUGGAGACUUUUAUUGUUUUCAGUUUAUUGUAUCUUGCUGUGUAUGCCUGCUUUUGAUACAUUUCACAAAGAAACAUCAAUUCACACACCAAUGUACUAUGAAAAAUCUAAUGAACAUAUCCGGUAUGUGAAAACAACUUUGAAGCACCUUACAGAUUCACACAUAUGAUGAUUCCAUAAUAUUCAAGGAUUUUGUUUCAUAUCCCUGGCAUUUUCAGUGAAAGGGAUUGGCAUUGUGAUCAUUUGUGGGUUAGUAGUCUAUAGGUAAAGCAUAUUUGCUUCAGUUCAGAGGGCUUACCCGGCACUCGGUUACUCUAGUUCAAUUGGAAAGCAAUACAUUCAGAACAGGGAAAUGUUGUUCUUGUAUCCUUGCUCUGGUUGCUGAUACCCAAAAUGACCCUAAAUUCCUCUGCUACAGAUAUAUUUCUACCAGUGCCACUUCGUACUCUAUACUACAAAUUUCUAUAUUUCUACUGGGUUUGUAACUACAGCACAAAGGUUCUAGGCAAGCUCACUGUAAACAGUUUGGAAAAUGUCACAUUUAAGGAUCGGUGGUUGAGGAGGAACUGGUUUUAAUAAAUGUUUUCAUGAACAGACCUAUAUGUUAGUGAAACUUGGAACAAAAUCUCCCCUUCUCUUUUCUACAUACUGUAGUACACGGUGCACACAGACAGUUGGCCCUGUAGCUUUGUCUGGCGGUUUGCGAGAGAGCGGUGUCUUUUUUAGUCAUACAUACACCAAACAUGAUGUGAGGUCUUCAGAUCCAGCUUCAGGUCUACCUUUUCUUGCAAUUUGUCUUGCAUGUCCCUCAAUGACAGAUAUCCAUAAUACGGUUUCUACUGUCUCAUCUACCAUAUCUCAGAGUAAAGGGUUAUUCAACUCAGUAAAACCACAUUUUGAUCAGUCCCAUCAGUCAUGGAUCAAAAAGAGAUCUAUGGCAAUAUAGAGAUUUUUAUAUAGCCGUAGAUUUAUAGCUGUAGGCUGCCUUACAAAUGUAUUCAGACCCCUUGGAUUUCUUCAAAUUUAUUGUGUUACAACUUUGAAUUAAAAUGGAUUUAAUUGCUAUUUUUUUGUCAACCAUAUACAUACAAAACUCUAUAAUGUCAUUUUUUUUAUUAAUAAAAUAAAAUAUAGUCAUUGCAUAAAUUUUCAGCCCCUUUUGUUUAGGCAAGCCUAAAUUAGUUUAGGAGUAGAGUUUGGCUUAACAAAUCACACAAAUCACAAAUCACAUGGACUCACUCUAUAAUAAUAGGGUUUGGCAUGAUUUCUAAAGGACUAACCCUUCCUCUGUCCCCCAUACAACAUCUGUAAGGUCCCUCAGACAAGUAUUGUAUUUAAAGCACAUAGUCAACUACAAAGUCCAGGGAGAUUUUCGAAAGCCUCAUUUGUAGCUGGGUAAUAAUAUCAAAUCAGACAUGGACUAGCUCUUUAAGCAUGGUCUAGUUCAUAAUUAUGCUGUGCAUCAUCUAUUAAACCACCUAGGCACCUCAAAGAAAAAGUCAUUCUUCUGAACUGAGCUGCAGGACAGGAAUGAAACUACUCAGGUAUCUAACCAUCAUUGCGGAUUUUAAAACAGCUACGGAGUUUAAUAGCUGUGAUGGGAGAGAACUGAGGAUGGAUCAAAUCAAAUUGUAUUGGUCACAUACACAUAUUUAGCAGAUGAUCAACAACAUUGUAGUGACUCCAAAAUAAUGACCUAAAUGAUAGAGUGAAAAGAUUAACACAAAUAUACAAAAUAAUAUAAUACUGCAAAAAAAUACGGCAAAUGAAUACACUUUUUGGCCGAAAUGCAAAGCCCUAUUUUGGGGCAAAUCCAACACAAUCCUUAUUUUCAAGCUUGGUGGUGGCUGAAUCAUGGGAUAGGGCUAUAGAGAGAAAUGGGAUAGGGCUAUACACAGUCAAAAUCCUGGAGCAAAACCUUCUUCAGGUUCUGCUUUACACCAGACACUGGAAUUCACCUUUCAGCAGCACAAAAACCUACAAAACAAGGCCAAAUCUACACUGGAGUUGCUUACCAAGAAAACAGUGUUUGUUCCUAAGUGGCCAAGUUACAGUUUUGACUUUAAUCUGCUUGAAAUAGUAAGGCAUGACUUGAAAAUUGCUGACUAGCAUUUUGAACAUAAUACUUGGCAAAUAUUGCACAAUCCAGGUGUGCUAAGCUCUUAGAGACUUACCCAAGAAGACUCGCAGCUGUAGUUGUUGUCAAAUGUGUUUUCUAUGAACAAUAAAAUGUAUAAAUAUAUGUAUCUUCCACUUUUUUUAACCUUUAUUUUACUAGGCAAGUCAGUUAAGAACAAAUUCUUAUUUUCAAUGACAGCCUAGGAACAGUGGGUUAACUGCCUGUUCAGGGGCAGAACGACAGAUUUGUAUCUUGUCAGCUCAGGGGUUUGAACUUGCAACCUUCCAGUUACUAGUCCAACGCUCUAACCACUAGGCUACCCUGCCGCCCCACUUUGACAUUACAGAGUAUUUUGUGUAGAUUGGUGAGACAAUAAAAUGUGAAGAAAUCCAAGGGAUCUCAAUAUUUUUGAAAGGCACUGUAACUGGGGUAUUCUAAAAAUAAAAAUAUGGCUCAACUUCUAUUUAGUCUUAGCUAUGACAUCAACCACUUAUGUUUUGCAGGUUGUUUGACGUCAACUUUAAAUUACCAAUUUAUCCAGCCGGUUGGAAAUAGAUGCCUAUGGACAUACAAAUAACACUACAUAAAUCUUUCCGAGAUACAUGAAAGCAAUAUUGUCAGCUUUUCCUAUCAGCGAUUUUAUCAGAUUUCACUUUUUGCAAUUACGUGACACAGAUCUGAUGGUGUUUAUCAUUAUCAAAGCCGUUCAUAACAGAAUCCCACAUGUAUGAUAACUGUAUUUGUUCAAAGUAUUUUUACAACUUGCAUUUUAUACACAGAGGUUUUAGCUGGUUCCCCGCUUACAGUUUCAGGAGCACAUUUCAGAAGGCCAAAAUAUGCUCAGUUACUUUAAUAACACACACAGACACACCAGCGUAGUGGUCCUGUACUAGAAUUUAAAACCACAUCCUUACCUGAAACAAAAAUGUAUUUUGCAGAAACAUGCCCAAUUCGUCUCUUUCCCUUUUGGUAUUAUGAAGUAUUAUAAUAUAUGUCAAAUUAUGUUACUACAGUAUAUGUUGUUUGUGUACAUGUGAAUAUUUACAAUUGUAUUGCCUUUUUUGGCUCAAGCAUAUCAUCAGCACCUUGUUUGUUAUGAAGUAUAGUUUUUAAAUGAAUUCAUUUGAAAUGUUAAAUCCAUUGAUACAUAUGAAUAAUUAUCAACAUGUUUUAUUAUUCAUAUACUGUACUUUUCUGAAAUGAGGGGCACUUCAUCUUGCAUAUAACAAUUUUCUGUAAAAAAAUAUAUAUAUUUUGAAAUGUUGUAAAAUAUGUGAUAGUGGAAAUAAAUAAAAAGUAUAACUCAGUUCUACAGUCUGUAUAUACAUUUUAAAAAAUAGGGCUUUUAAUUAUUGGACAAUAGCAAAUACAUUUAUACAUGUAAAGUAUUUUUCAGAGACACUCAUUUAUCUGAUUUGAUAUACAGUACAAUGGAGCUAUUGAUAAUAAACAAUGUUGUUAUCUAAAAUACUCAUAUAAAUGAUCAAAUGUGGUGUCAGAAAUUUGCCAUUUAGCAUUUUGGUUUGUGAUUGUCUUCUUUCUCAAAACAAGAGAAGGUUUCCAUAUAAAUAUUGUCAAACAUUUUAUCAGAUAACUGCUGUAUAGAUCAAACCCAAAUACGUUAUUCUCCACCCAGCCAUGUUCAAUUGAACAAUCUUACAAUUAGAAGUGCAGAUUCAUAUCAACAUUAUAUCAAACUAUUUUAUUCAGGGUUUCAUUCACAAUAGCAUAGUAUUAUUAUUAUUUUUUUUACUUCACUUGAAAGUUAACUAAUAUUUUGCAUGUGUACACAGAGGCUUAUUGUAUGCAUGCAAUACCACUCCCCUUUAGCAUUAUGAAAACCUUUUACAAGCAUCCUUUUGUAAUGGUAAGCAGGGUCAAACUUAUGCAAUAAUGAAUAGUGCCUCCUAUCACAGCAAAUCUCUGAAAAGCAUCCACUUAAAACUAUUUCACAACUAUAUGUCAUAUUAAUUCAAAUAAUAGACCUUUGAAUUGAUACUCAGCCAGAGAAGUAUUCGUAAAAAAUAAAAGCACAUCAACUCUGAAACCAUUAUGCAAACAGGCCACCUCCCAUUUUCAGUUUAUAUUCAAUGCACUGAGCCUUACCACAUUGUUUCAAUACAGUAUCUUCAAUACAGUAGCCUUUUACAUGCUGUAUUAAUCUCCCAUGGAAGCUGAAUAUGAUUUGCAUGGAUGCAUUUUUGUGAAAACCUCACUUAAAGAAUCAUUUGGGUUUUGACCUCUCCGAUACUGGUUAUUUGUGCAAGUACUUUCAUUUUUUCAUAAACAGAUUGCAGCAUGCAAAAGCACAGAAGAGCCAUUUGAUAUAACUGAUUUUACACAGUGUUGAAUGUAUUGUGGUUCAGAGGGAAAGCUCUAUUGAAUGUGUAAAAGCCGGAAUACCAACCCUUGGGGAGCACCCUGUGAAAUAAUUUUGAUUACACUUAUAUCUGUAUGCGUUCAAUAAUAAUUUAAUUUCUGUUUAAAUUAUGUUUCUUUGAUCUGCUUUUGAAUAAUUAUUUAGUGGUGCGAAUGCCUUUGUUUCAAGCUUACUGCUAUUAUGUACAGUAAUUAUUGUUCCUGUAUUUAUGUAUAGUGCCUGUAUUGUAAAUGUAUUCAGAGCUUUUCAUUCUUACAGUAAAGUUGAGUUACUGCCUCACAAUGUUUCAAAGGGAGACCCUAGUUCAAGGAAUUCUACGAACAGAUUUGGAAUCCCAAUGUUUUUCAAAGGUAGAAAUAACAAGUGUUUUUCUCAUUCUUUCUUCUGUUCUUUCUUUUCUGUUCUUCAAAAGUUGUCUAAAUAUUUUGUCAAUAUUCUUGAUAUGGAUGGAGCUGUGAAAUGAAACUGAGUUCAAACAUAAUGUAUAUUAAUAUGAAUGGAGGCAUGAAGGUUAAUAAAGUUACAUUUUGUAUGUAA
Oncorhynchus kisutch (coho salmon) is the source of this 7363-nucleotide messenger RNA. RefSeq names its product Krueppel-like factor 12. Gene Ontology annotation, molecular function: DNA-binding transcription factor activity, RNA polymerase II-specific; RNA polymerase II cis-regulatory region sequence-specific DNA binding. The record is from RefSeq and is a predicted model, not a curated record. The transcript has 6 exons. Gene Ontology annotation, biological process: regulation of transcription by RNA polymerase II. NCBI's taxonomy places the organism in Eukaryota, Metazoa, Chordata, Actinopteri, Salmoniformes, Salmonidae. Bases 222 to 1346 code for a protein of 374 amino acids.